AAACAGCAUGCAACCCCUUCCCUACAAAGAGGGAGGCACAUAGAGUUGCACAGCAUCACCAACAGGAAAACGCCAAGAAAUUGUGUUUUGUUCCGAGAAUUUGCCCAGAAGAAAGCAUAAUCCAAGGAAUACACACUCAAGAAAGGAAAGGAUAAAGCAUGGAGGCACCUCCGACUGAGGUCCACCACUACAGAGACAAGGAGCAGUCUUCCAGUCUGCUUCUGCAGCUCAACAGACUGAGACAGGACAACAUCCUGACUGACGUGUUGCUGUGUUCUGGUACCACUCAAAUCCCCUGCCACCGGGCGGUCCUGGUGUCCAGCAGUCCGUACUUCAGAGCCAUGUUCUGCCACGACUUUGUGGAGAAACAGCAGACCAAGAUUGACCUAAAGGGCAUCUCACCAACUAUUCUGAGCAGCAUCAUCGACUAUGUUUACACCGGACUCGUUAGUCUCAGUAUGGACGUUGUGCUCCCUCUGAUGCAGGUGGCGUCCAUGUUGCAGUACGUCCGUCUUUUUGAGAUCUGCUCAAGUUUCCUUCAGGAGAACCUGAGUCCAGACAACUGUUUAAGCAUGAUAAGACUUUCUGAGAUCAUGAAUUGUAGCAGUUUGAGAGAAAAAGCUAAAGAAAUGGCCAUGAAGAGCUUCUCUGAAGUGUCAGCGUGUGAAGACCUGUGUGAGCUCUCCCUAUCAGAGCUGAUGGGGUACCUGGAUGAUGACAACCUUUGUGCAGAGGAAGAGCAGGUCUUUGAAGCGCUUGUUGCUUGGAUCCACCAUGACCCCAUGUCCAGGCGUGGGACCAUCAGUGACCUUUUCAAAAAGGUUCGCCUUCGACACAUCCACCCAACCUACCUCUUCCAGUUCAUCGCAAAUGACCCUCUGAUCCAGUCCUCCACCCUCUGCACUGAGCUCAUAGAAUCUGUGAGACGCCUCAUGUUCUGCGUCGACUUAAAAUGCAUCCAAAACUUCACGGUUGACUUAUCGCCUCUCUGGCACGCCCCCCGGCGAUACGCCUAUCAGGAAACAUUGGUGGUGAUCGGAGGGAGGAAGAACAGCGAGCAGACCUCGAGGGAGGCUUUAGCCUUCGAUGAGAGCACCCAGAGGUGGAAAUGGCUCGCCAAAGUGCCCGUUCGUCUUUACAAACCGUCUUACGUCGCGCUACACAGCGUCCUGUACGUAAUCGGAGGCCUGACCACAAACACAAAGCACAGCCACGUCAGUAAAACCGUCUACACGCUGUCUCUCAAGAGCAACCAGUGGCGAACUGCAGAGUCUAUGCUGGAGCCGCGCUUUGCCCACCAAAGCAUCUCAUACCUGCACUUCAUCUUUGUCUUGGGGGGUCUCGGACCAGACAGACGACUAACAAGCAGUGUUCAAAGGUACAACAGCAUGUUCAAUCAGUGGGAGUGGAUGGCGCCCAUGCCGGAAGCCGUCCUACACCCUGCAGUUGCUGCUACAAACCAGAGGAUCUAUAUGUUUGGAGGAGAGGAUGCUUUGAAGAACCCUGUCAGACUGAUACAGGUGUAUCACAUCGGCCGGAACAUGUGGUCGAAGAUGGAAAACAGAACAGUGAAGAAUGUGUCCGCUCCUGCUGUUGUUGUGGAUGAAUUAAUCUACAUUGUUGGAGGAUACACCAGGAGAAUGCUCGCCUACGACGCCAGGACUAACCGCUUUACCAUGUGUGCCAACCUGAAGGAGAGGAAGAUGCACCACUCGGCCGUCGUUCUCAACAGCAAACUCUACGUCACCGGCGGGCGCUACCUCACAGGACAAGACGAUGUGGAAGACUCGAACUCCUUUGAGGUCUACGACUCAAAGACAGACUCUUGGACGUCAGCUGGGAGCUUGCCACACAAACUGUUUGACCACGGCUCUGUGACUUUGACGUGUGUCUCAGAGACUCGAGCUAAGCAGAACUGACAGAGGACAAUUUUGUAACAAGAGGCUUGUUACUUAUUUUUAGGGAAUUAGCCAAUGUUUAUGUAAAACAAAGUGUAUUUCAAGUAUUUUCUAUGUUUUUAUCCAUUUUUUUGCACAUUGGGUUUACACCUGCUUGACUUUGGAAACUUUUUUUUAAUUUUAUGACAGUUUUGAAUCAAAAAGUGUCAAGUAGUCAGUGUCCUGGUUGAAUGGUGUAAACUGUUUGGUCUCAGCAGAUAACAGAGUUUCUCCAGUGGAAACUUACUGAAUUGAAUGUGAUAAGACUGCAGAACAAUCUGUAGCUCAUCUGAAAUGGUCUACUGAUGCUUUUGUAUUUUUUACAUGCUUCUUUUUGUACAUAAUAAACAGAAGUUUCUAUCCAACUUCGACCUUG
This is a messenger RNA of Oryzias melastigma (Indian medaka), 2313 nucleotides long. RefSeq names its product kelch-like family member 38b (gene klhl38b). The transcript is spliced from 5 exons. The record is from RefSeq and is a predicted model, not a curated record. Gene Ontology annotation, molecular function: protein binding. Bases 159 to 1919 code for a protein of 586 amino acids. NCBI's taxonomy places the organism in Eukaryota, Metazoa, Chordata, Actinopteri, Beloniformes, Adrianichthyidae.